This is a messenger RNA of Mercurialis annua (annual mercury), 1447 nucleotides long. Its product is annotated as putative F-box protein At1g65770. The coding region runs from base 135 to 1316 and encodes 393 amino acids. Gene Ontology annotation, molecular function: protein binding. The record is from RefSeq and is a predicted model, not a curated record. The transcript has a single exon. NCBI's taxonomy places the organism in Eukaryota, Viridiplantae, Streptophyta, Magnoliopsida, Malpighiales, Euphorbiaceae.
UUUUAAAGUAUGACAGAUCCAAGUCUACAGCGGGUCAAGUCAAUCAAAAACAAUUAAAAAAAUAAAAUCACUAAUAAUCAACACAACAAAGAUUCUAUCUUUCCCAAAUUCCUUGCGCAAAACAGAACACAGCAAUGAAUAAAAUUGAAUGGGCUGAUCUUCCCAAAGAAUUGCUACACAAAAUUGGGAAAUGCAUAGACUCUCGUCUCGAUUUAAUUCGUUUCCGCUCAGUUUGUUCUUCUUGGAGAUCCUCUGUUUCCACUUCUCAUUUUGAUCAAGAAAUUCCUAAUCUCUCCUUUAAACUCCCACACCCUAUUAAUUUAGCUGCAGUUCUCCACCAAUCCACUGUUUGUAGACUGCAAUUUCUUACCCAUCACAAAUUAAAACUGCCCAAUUCGUGUUCUUGCAGUUCUUCAUCAAAUUCAAAUUCAAAAGGUUGGUUAGUUAAAGUUCAAGAAUCAAAAUUUGGAAAAUUGGAUCUUCUAAAUCCAUUAUCUGAUUACAAAAUUAGGUACUCUCCUAUUGUGUUAAACUUACUGGAUGUUAGUUUUGUUAAGUUAAGUGAUGCAUUUAUGCUUAAAACUCCAUCUGGGUACUCUGUUUUAGGUGUGAAUAAAGCUGUUUUAUUUAGUAAAGAUGUGCUUUCAAUUCUUGCCAUUUACCAUGAUGGAAAAUUGGGUUAUUGGAAAAUUGGUGAUGAGGAGUGGACAAUUUUGGAUGAUGCUAAUUUUGAGUAUGAUGAUAUAAUUGAAUUUAAGGGUCAAUUCUAUGUUAUUGAUAGAUGGGGUACAGUUUCUUGGAUUGAUAAAUCAUUGAAUAUUAUUCAAUAUUCACCUCCGUUGUUUGGUUGCGGUGCUCAAAAGAAUUUAGCCGAGUCUUGUGGUUAUCUAUAUAUUGUUGAUAGGUAUCUUGAUGGUAAAAAAACACCAUGGAAUCAUGAUGUUCCCGUUCGUCGUUGGAGACGCAGAAGAAGGAAAAACAUACCUAAUACUAUUUCUUUUAGAGUGUAUAAGCUUGAUGAAGAGUGGGGUAAAUGGGUUGAUGUAAAUUCGUUGGAUGAUCGAGUUUUCAUUUUGGGUAUGGAUUGUUCAUUAUCUAUUUCGUCUAGUGAAUUUGUUGGAGGUAAAGGGAACUGUAUUUACUUCACAGAAGAGGAUGAUGACUUCACUGGAAAAGGAUUAAGUAGUGAUAGUAUUCGUGUGUUUCUGUUAGAUGAUCGUGUAAUCGAUAAAGUUUCAGCGUGGCCGGAGUUUGCUGAAAUCUUUUGGCCACCCAGAAUCAGCUCAAAUGCGACCAAUGCUAGCCCAGAUGAUUAAUGUAAGUAUAUAGCAGUUAGAUUUUCUUUUCCUAUAUUUCAUAAUGGAUGAACUGUAUUGUUCCAUUUCAAUGGUUCUACCGUUCUAGUAUUGAAACCUUAAAAUAGAUUCAGUGCAUUGCUUCUUAUUUA